This is a messenger RNA of Musa acuminata AAA Group (dessert banana), 1749 nucleotides long. Its product is annotated as E3 ubiquitin-protein ligase SINAT5-like. The transcript is spliced from 3 exons. Gene Ontology annotation, biological process: multicellular organism development; ubiquitin-dependent protein catabolic process. Gene Ontology annotation, molecular function: zinc ion binding; ubiquitin protein ligase activity; protein binding. The coding region runs from base 445 to 1545 and encodes 366 amino acids. The record is from RefSeq and is a predicted model, not a curated record. Lineage: Eukaryota; Viridiplantae; Streptophyta; Magnoliopsida; Zingiberales; Musaceae. Gene Ontology annotation, cellular component: cytoplasm.
AUUCAACCAUUUUCGUAAUUUCAUUGUAAGUGAUCAUUUAUCCAUAUUUCUUGUAUAUCGAGCCAGUGGUAGAUGAAUUAUGUGAGUUGUUACCAAAUUCAUUUUUUCCCCCUUCAAUGGAGAAAUAUGAAUUCUUCUACAAAAGAUUUUUUUUUGUUUUAUAACGAAGGGUGCUUUCCGCAUUUGACAAAACAAUAAUAAUAUUAUUCACUUAUUUAGGAUAAUUGAGUUAUUGAAAUAUAAAAAAAAGGAAAAGUUAGGGUGUUUCCAUUUUUUAUUUUUCUAACAAAAAUAUUUCUCAAUUCCUUAUAGAAAUAAUUACGUUUCCAACAAAGAGACAAAAAAUAUAGCAAAUCUAAAAGAGAAUUUUAGAGACGAGAAAUCCACGUGCGAAGUUCGUCUAAUGUUUGGAUUCUUUUGAACGGUUUAAAGGCAUGUCAGUUAAUGCUUCUAAAUCCUAAUCCCACUACGUCUCUCUUUUCUUUGAUUCCUUUAUGUAUGUAUUCCUUCUCCUCCCCUUUGCCAUACGACCCUUCCCACGGCUCGCCGGGCGGCGGAGGAGGAGAAAAGGUGUCUACCUGGACACUUCUCCGGUCCCUCGAGUGCAUGUCGCUCUCCGUUGACAUGUUGGACGGAGAGAAGGUUGCCCUCGUCCCCAACUCCUUGAAGCCGCCAGGGGCCGGAGACGACGCGGCUGGUGGUGGUAGUGGUCUGCCGGCGACGCAGAUCACAUCGAAUAGUAGAGUGAAUGAGUUGCUGGAGUGCCCCGUUUGCACCAACACGAUGUACCCUCCGAUCCAUCAGUGCCGCAAUGGACAUACUCUUUGUUCAUCCUGCAAGCCAAGGGUUCAGGACCAAUGCCCUACUUGUAGACAAGAGCUUGGAGACAUUAGGUGUUUAGCUUUAGAGAAGGUAGCCGAAUUUUUUGAGCUUCCUUGCAAGUACCUUUCGUUGGGGUGUCCAGAAAUCUUCCCGUACUACAACAAGCUUAAACACGAAGCACAGUGCAACUUCAGACCAUACAACUGCCCGUAUGCUGGUUGGGAGUGCUCUGUGGAGGGGAAUAUUCCUUUCCUUGUUGCACAUUUAAGGGAUGAUCACAAGGUGGACACGCAUACUGGGUGCACAGUCAACCAUAGAUAUGUGAAGCCGAAUCCGCGAGAGGUGGAAAAUGCUACCUGGAUGUUAACAAUAUUCCACUGUUUCGAGCAGCACUUUUGUAUGCACUUCGAGGCAUUUCAGCUUGGGAUGGCUCCGGUUUACAUAGCAUUUCUCCAAUUCAUGGGCGACGAAAAUGAAGCACAUAACUAUAGAUACAGACUCGAGGUUGGUUUGAAUGGCAGGAAGCUCACAUGGGAAGGUAUACCCCGUAGCAUCCGUGACAGCCACCAAGAAGUUCGGGAUAGCCAUGAUGGCCUGAUAAUCCCGGGGAACAUGGCAAUCUUCUUCUCCGGGAAUAAGAAGGAUCUAAAGCUGCGAGUGACGGGCCGCAUAUGGAAGGAAGAGCAGCAUUCUGAUACUGGACUGUCUUCAGUAACUCUCUGACUGUUUCACUGAGACUUGUUGCUCUUGGGUCUGUGAUUAGAUCAACUCUUGCUGUUGGUUACUGCUUGUGUGAUAUUACUGAUCAACAAGCAUUUCCAUCAGCUCUUUUUUUUUUUUUGCCUUCUUUAUAGUGUUUAUUACAUCACAUACUUAAUGUAGCAUAUAUAUUAUCCAAUUAAAAUAGAUUUAUGUCAUGGUUUGAUA